CUGCAUCGGCUGACCGAGCCAUCUCAGUAUAAGCUAAAAGAAGACCAGGAUAUUACGGUCAUCAUGGACAAGAGCUCUGGUCUCCAACACCGUGGUUGCCUGAGUCCAGAGGGCACACUGAGAGAGAUCCAGAUCAACCUACUGGAGUGCAAAGUCUGCUUCGAGAUGUUUAACUCGCAGCAGAGAGAGCGCAGACCACAGAACCUUUCCUGUGGUCAUGUUCUCUGUCUGGAAUGCAUCACAGCUUUGUCCCACCCUCUCCUGAGGAAGCUGGAGUGCCCAUUCUGUCGACAGCUGUGCAGUGUUGACAGCACCUCCCACUGUCAAGCUCUCAUUGACUUGCAAGAGCUCCUGUUGUCCUCUGCUCCUCCUCGCAGGGGAAGAGGAGGCGUAAUCCCUGCCAGGGGUCUGACCUGUGCAUCUCUGCACCUCCGCACUGUGUUUGGAAGUUGGGGGAGUUUCAUAAACCCCACUGGGAUAGCAGUUUUGGGGUCUUCAGGGACAGUAGUUGUGGUGCAUGACGGAGAGAAGAGGGUGAUGGUGUUCAGCUUACAGGGAAAGAAGUUGAACAGCUUUGGGAAAAGGGGGAAAACCCCUGGGGAGAUCUGUUACCCGGUGGAUGUUGCAGUCACUCCCACCGGUUACGUUGUGUUGACCGAUGCAGGGGACAAAACCGUGAAGGUUUUCACCUCCAGGGGGAAUCACAUGCUGACGGUUACAAGUUCCUUCCAGAUGCCUUGGGGUGUGGACACAGAUAGCUGUGGGCACAUCCUGGUCUCAGAUGUCCUAGCUGGCACGCUAUCCCGGGUAAAAGUGGACUAUAACCACUGCGUGGUCCUGGAGCAUCAAACAACUAUCUCUGACCUUCUGGGCCCCAAAGCUGUGGCCUGCUGUCAGAUGACAGGGAACACUGCAGUGAUGGAACACCCAACUGAGGUUGCACAUCCAACAGAGAGGCACCAGUACAGAAGACUGAAAGUCUUCUCAAAAGACUUCCAUCUCCUCUACCAGAUAGACGGUUUCAGUCUGAUGCUCCAGUCCUCGGUGAGGCUGAACAUGUCAGCUGUGGUGUUUGACAGAGAUGGAGACAUGAUAGCCAUUGACUCUGAUCAGGGGUUGAUUUGUAGUUUGGCGAAGCUCCAGAGUGGCCCUGUCUUAACUCCCCUUGUGGGGGACCGUCUCAUCCGACCUGUUGGCUUAGCACUGCUGAACAACAUGCUCAUCAUCCUGGAUGGUGGCGACCACACUGUAAAGAUUUAUUCUCAGAAACCUGAUACUGGAUUAGUAAUUUAG
Menidia menidia (Atlantic silverside) is the source of this 1293-nucleotide messenger RNA. The record is from the annotation of a GenBank genome assembly. Lineage: Eukaryota; Metazoa; Chordata; Actinopteri; Atheriniformes; Atherinopsidae.